CAAAACCGUCGUAACUGCCGGUUACUUUCUACGUUUUAGGGCGGGACUACGUUUUACAAACCGGACCGUGAUUCUUUGCGUUUUCUCUUUCGUGCCGGCGCCGAGCCAUGGGUAUCUCUCGGGACAACUGGCACAAGCGCCGCAAGACCGGGGGCAAGAGGAAGCCCUACCACAAGAAGCGGAAAUAUGAGCUGGGACGCCCUGCCGCCAACACUAAGAUUGGACCCCGCCGCAUACACACCGUCCGCGUGCGCGGCGGCAACAAGAAGUACCGGGCCCUGAGGCUGGACGUGGGCAACUUCUCCUGGGGCUCCGAGUGUUGUACGCGCAAAACGAGGAUUAUUGAUGUUGUCUACAACGCAUCCAACAACGAGCUGGUCCGCACCAAGACCCUAGUGAAGAACUGCAUCGUGCUGGUUGACAGCACACCGUACCGGCAGUGGUACGAGUCCCACUACGCACUGCCCCUGGGCCGCAAGAAGGGGGCCAAGCUGACCCCUGAAGAGGAAGAGAUUUUGAACAAAAAACGAUCAAAGAAAAUUCAGAAGAAAUACGAUGAAAGGAAAAAGAACAAAAUCAGCAGACUUCUCGAGGGGGAGCUCCAACAGGAGAGCUGCUUGCAUGCAUCGCUUCAAGACCAGGCCAGUGCGGCUGAGCAGAUGGCUAUGUGCUUGAGGGGCUCCCCGCGAGCCGGUGGUUCAAAGCUUCCGCACCCCCAAACAGGUAUCUCUCGGGACAACUGGCACAAGCGCCGCAAGACCGGGGGCAAGAGGAAGCCCUACCACAAGAAGCGGAAAUAUGAGCUGGGACGCCCUGCCGCCAACACUAAGAUUGGACCGCGCAUACACACCGUCAGCGUGCGCGGCGGCAACAAGAAGUACCGGGCCCUGAGGCUGGACGUGGGCAACUUCUCCUGGGGCUCCGAGUGUUGUACGCGCAAAACGAGGAUUAUUGAUGUUGUCUACAACGCAUCCAACAACGAGCUGGUCCGCACCAAGACCCUAGUGAAGAACUGCAUCGUGCUGGUUGACAGCACACCGUACCGGCAGUGGUACGAGUCCCACUACGCACUGCCCCUGGGCCGCAAGAAGGGGGCCAAGCUGACCCCUGAAGAGGAAGAGAUUUUGAACAAAAAACGAUCAAAGAAAAUUCAGAAGAAAUACGAUGAGAGGAAAAAGAAUGCCAAAAUCAGCAGUCUUCUCGAGGAGCAGUUCCAGCAGGGCAAGCUGCUUGCAUGCAUCGCUUCAAGACCAGGCCAGUGCGGCCGAGCAGAUGGCUAUGUGCUCGAGGGCAAGGAGCUGGAGUUCUAUCUGAGGAAAAUCAAGGCCCGGAAAGGCAAAUAAGUCCUCUUCCCUCCUAUCUUAGCCCGUGUAAUAAAGGUGUUUAUCCUAG
Messenger RNA from Myotis davidii, 1392 nucleotides. It is a transcript of the gene RPS8, whose product is annotated as ribosomal protein S8. The record is from RefSeq and is a predicted model, not a curated record. Gene Ontology annotation, molecular function: structural constituent of ribosome. Lineage: Eukaryota; Metazoa; Chordata; Mammalia; Chiroptera; Vespertilionidae. Gene Ontology annotation, biological process: maturation of SSU-rRNA from tricistronic rRNA transcript (SSU-rRNA, 5.8S rRNA, LSU-rRNA); translation. Gene Ontology annotation, cellular component: cytosolic small ribosomal subunit; ribosome.